GACGACUUGAGCGAUUCCUUUGCAUCUUGUGAAGAAGACAAUGGAGGAGUGAUGGUGUCCAACAAGAACCUCAACAAAGAGAUCAAUGGCAAUUGGCUCUCUGUUUCCAGCAACACAGUCCAUGAGGCACGUCUCAAGGCAAAAGCCAAGCGGAGGCUGAGAAAGAACUCCUCCAGGGAUUCUGGCAGGGGGGACUCCCUCAGUGACAACGGGGAAGUUGUCAGGGGUUCCUCAGCACCCACAAGCCCAAAGAGCAAGCUGCUGGACAGAAAGUCCCGACUUGGCAAGGGCAGAGGCCUGCCAAAGAAAGGUGGAGCUGGAGGCAAAGGUUGUGUGGGGCAGGUCGGGGGAAGUCUAUGAGCCAGAGGUGGUAGACGAGAAGACCCCAACUAUGAUGAAGCUCAGGUGAAUUGUGUGUAUGAGACUUUGGUGCCCCCACUGGAUGAGGCGGACUUUGAGAAGACCGUCACCCCCAUAGUGCAAGAGUACUUUGAGCAUGGUGACACAAAUGAAGUAGCG
This is a messenger RNA of Thalassophryne amazonica, 519 nucleotides long. Its product is annotated as programmed cell death protein 4-like. The transcript is spliced from 3 exons. Lineage: Eukaryota; Metazoa; Chordata; Actinopteri; Batrachoidiformes; Batrachoididae. The record is from RefSeq and is a predicted model, not a curated record. The coding region runs from base 52 to 360 and encodes 102 amino acids.